AUGAAGAAGGAAGUACUCACAUUGUCUCCGACUGAGCUACGUGAGUUGAGCGUUGGAAUCAACUGCAUCUCAAAAUCCGGUUUUUCGUUGCUUGUAUUGAAGCGAGGAGACGGUACUUUGCAAGCUUGCGAAAAUCUGUGCAAACACCAGGGCGGUAAGUUCGCACCGAGCACUGAUAUCGAAGACAUGGGCACAAACAUUGCAAAGUGUACCCGGCAUCAUUGGAAACUUGACUGUGAAACACUUGAAUACGUCAACCCCCCUGAGGUGCACAAACAAGAGCCGCUCCACAUCAAAUAUGGACGAGAUGGUUCGGCCACAUUUCUGAAGGAAGUCGCUGAGUUGCCAUGGAGAGAAGGACUACCGCGUGCUAAGCUCGACUCCAAUGAGCUGACAGUUACUUACCUGUCGCAUGCGUGCUUAGAAUUUAAGCUCGGGCGGCACGUGAUUGUUAGCGACCCCUGGCUUAUUGGUCCAGCUUUCUUGAGAGGUUGGUGGUUGAAGCAUCAACCGCCAGAAAAUGCGAUUGAACGAGUGUGCAAUGCUGAUGCUAUCUGGAUAAGCCAUGGUCACAGUGAUCAUCUGAAUAUACAUACUCUUCGCCUAGUUGCAGCUCGGCGGCCUGAUAUCCCCAUUUUUGUUGGAGAGUUAAAUGAGCCAAUAAUACCACAAGACGUUAUGGAAGACAUCGGCCUGACCAAUGUGAAUAUUAUUCCAACAGGUAAAUGGUACUAUCUCGAUGAAAACUCAAGAUUCAUGAUAAACACUGACGACACACUACCUGAAGUGGAUACGUGGGUGAUAAUGGAGCACAAGGGCCAUCGGAUUAUCAACUUCGUCGAUUGUAGUGCUCCAUCUGCAUUUAAUGUUCCAGAUGAGCAGGUUGAUGUCAUUCUAACUGAUUUCGCUUCCGGCGCAUCUGGUUUCCCUAGCUGCUUUGCUGACAUGUACGGAAGUGAGAAAGUUUUACAGCUUGCAAAUGAGAAACGUAGACUAUUCCUACGAAAACUCGGGGAUCUCGCCAGACGUACAAGAGCAAAAGCUUACAUACCAAUGGCUGGUUACUUCACUCCGUCGCAUCCUUCUGACUCUGAUGUUCUAAAGUUGAACAGGCAAAAUUCACCAGAAGAGGCUGUGACGUUUUUGAAAAAGACACACCCGCACAUGAAGGCAUGGAUUCCGUUUCCUGGCGGACGAUUUGAUUUGUGCAGUCUUGAAGGCGAUGAAGCACCAGAUGAGAGCUCGUAUACAUGUAAGAGUUGGCAGUUCUCAUCGUACACAUCGCAGAUAGAGUCUGUUGCCGAGCGUGCAAUGGUCACACGCGAACAACUACAGCAGUACUUCGAUUGGGUGGGUUUUGCAGACUACGAUCUUGUUUUACACGUCGUCGAGAUGGAUGAGAAACUUGAGAGCAUCGUACGGGAAUUUUUCAUUGAUUUCGAUUCAAAAAAGCCGAAAGUCGUGACAUUUAAGCCACGACUGGGAAAAUACUUGCGCAUGCGUGUUCGUUCCACAUCCUUCCGCUAUGUUCUACAUACAGGUUCUACCUGGGAUGACCUCCUGAUAGGAUUUCAAGCCAGAAUAAGCGUGUCACCGGAUGUUUAUCAUUUUAAGUUUUACAACCAUUUUUCGAAUCUCUUACCACGAAAUAAACCACAAUUCAAGCUAUCAGAAACUACUAUCGAGCGCCAACAACAGAAAAUCUCAAAAUUUAACUCCUUGCUAGUAUAUGCUUUCAUUCUGGUCAUGGCAGUUAUCCAUGCCAUGCUCAGGUAA
Ostreococcus tauri is the source of this 1776-nucleotide messenger RNA. RefSeq names its product Cytidine monophosphate-N-acetylneuraminic acid hydroxylase. The transcript has a single exon. The record is from RefSeq and is a predicted model, not a curated record. Bases 1 to 1776 code for a protein of 591 amino acids. Lineage: Eukaryota; Viridiplantae; Chlorophyta; Mamiellophyceae; Mamiellales; Bathycoccaceae. Gene Ontology annotation, molecular function: 2 iron, 2 sulfur cluster binding.